AUGUUUAAUGCUUAUUUGAAUGGAGUUUAUCAUUGGUUACCCAUAUCUUCUCUACGUGAUUAUGUCGAAUUUGUGCUAUGUUUUGACAUGAGUGAUGAUGUGUUUUGGAAAAUGAACUUACCCCAAUUUCCGUCUCAAGAGGAGAAUAACGAAUUGUGCGUAUCAAAUCAUAAUGUUGUUGUUUUGAAUGAUCGUAUUGGUUAUGUUAGGGAGUACACUAUGCCUUUUGAAAUUCAGUUUGAGAUUUGGGUGAUGAAUGACUAUGGGCAAGGUUCCUGGGUGAGAAUGUUUAACAUUGCGCGUGGAACCGGUUUGGGAAAGAUUUUGGAGAUCUGGAAAGAUGAUAAUGAUGAUGUUGUUGUGCUGGGAGGGGAAGAACAUCAUCCAUUGGUUUUGUACAAGAUUGGUCAACAACAGGUGGUGAAAAAGUUUAAUGUUCGCUUAGGAGCUGAGCAUUGUGUAGUUAGAUAUGUGGAAAGUUUCCUUCCCUUGUCUUGCUAG
Messenger RNA from Lotus japonicus, 501 nucleotides. RefSeq lists its product as uncharacterized. Bases 1 to 501 code for a protein of 166 amino acids. The transcript has a single exon. Lineage: Eukaryota; Viridiplantae; Streptophyta; Magnoliopsida; Fabales; Fabaceae. The record is from RefSeq and is a predicted model, not a curated record.